UUGAGGUGUGUAGUGACCACGGUGCAUGUAGCUGUGAGGUGCACAGAGGGGGCUGCGUGAAGCCCCUCACACAGGAUGGUGUUUGACUCCCUGCGACCUGAGGCUUGUCUUAGGUAACAGAGCCACAGAGCUCGCAGGCUCAGCAGAGCAGAACUGUGCAUGGCACAGCAUCGGUGAUGUCAGAGCGCUAAUCUCUCUGGGGGGAUUGGCGGAUGGACGCUUGUCAGAAACAUUUGAUGCAACCCUGGAUGAAAGCCGUUGGAGGCAGAGGGAGAGACAGAGGCUGAGGCAGAGCUGGAGCUGUGCUGAGCUCCCUGCUUUUUGUUUUUAUGUUGUGUUCGCGGUGCGCUCGGAAUGAGGUUGCUGGCAUAUUCCAGCAUGGGAAGAGCGGCUGAGGAGAGUGGCUGAGGAGGGGAGAGGGUUUGACGAACAGCUAAGCUGACUCUGUCUUUGUCUGCUAUUCUCUCUGACUCUUCACACACAAUCCCAGACACACACUCUGAAUUCAGACUGGGGCUCCGGCCCUGAGCCUUAGCCUCUCGUCUUACCACUGCCGCAAGCGCAAGGGGAGUUAGCGGGCGUCCUGCCCCAUCCUUAAGGAGACACACCAUGCUUUCAGUGGACCACAAUACAGGAUUUAUUUAUCAGAGAACUGAUGAGGAGGCAGUGGUUGACCGCGGGGGCACACGCUCCAUGCUCAACACCAACUUUGAGAAGGAAGAGCUAGAAGGUCAUCGCACUCUCUACAUCGGGGUUCACGUGCCCCUGGGCAGGAGGUCGCACCGACGUCACCGCCACCAUGGACACAGACACAGGAAGAGGUCCAAGGAGAGGGACUCCACGGCUGACGACGGGCGAGAAUCCCCCUCUCACACAGACACACCAGCUCAGAGGGUGCAGUUUCUCUUGGGGACGGAGGACGGCGACGAGGAACACAUCCCCCACGCCCUAUUCACCGAGCUGGAUGAAAUCUGUCUGAGGGAGGGAGAGGACGCCGAAUGGAAAGAGACAGCCAGGUGGCUUAAGUUUGAGGAGGAUGUGGAGGAUGGCGGUGAGCGGUGGAGUAAACCAUAUGUAGCCACUCUGUCUCUACACAGUCUAUUCGAGCUUCGCAGCUGCAUCAUGAACGGAACCGUGAUGCUGGACAUGAGGGCCAGCUCGCUGGAGGAGAUUGCAGACAUGGUUCUGGAUCAGCACGAAGUGUCGGGCCCAGUGGGUCAGGAUGCCAGGAGGAGGAUCCGCGAGGCCCUGCUCAAACAGCACCACCACCAAAACCACAAGAAACUGGCCAACCGCAUCCCCAUUGUACGCUCCUUUGCCGACAUAGGCAAGAAGCAGUCUGAGCCUCAUUCCAUGGACAAGAAUGGCCAAACGGUCUCACCUCAGUCCCAGCCGGCCAACAAUGAGGGCAAACAGGACGUCAGCCGAGAAAACAGCGCCGUCGACUUCAGCAAGAUUGACCUCCACUUCAUGAAGAAGAUCCCUCCUGGUGCUGAGGCGUCCAACGUCCUGGUGGGGGAGCUGGAAUUCUUAGACCGCCCUGUAGUGGCGUUCAUCCGCCUGGCUCCUGCUGUGCUGCUCAACGGCCUGGCGGAGGUUCCCAUCACCACCAGGUUUCUUUUCAUCCUGCUUGGCCCUCUGGGAAAAGGUCCCCAGUAUCAUGAAAUUGGCCGGUCUAUUGCUACUCUGAUGACCGAUGAGAUUUUCCAUGAUGUCGCUUACAAAGCCAAAGACAGGAACGACCUGGUGGCGGGCAUUGACGAGUUUCUGGACCAGGUGACGGUGUUACCCCCCGGAGAGUGGGACCCCUCCAUCAGAAUAGAGCCUCCCAAAAAUGUGCCCUCUCAGGAAAAGCGGAAGAUUCCUCCCGUUCCCAACGGAGUGACAGAUCUCGGUGAGUCAGAGGAGCACGGAGGACAUGGCGGCCCUGAGCUCCAGCGCACUGGGAAGGUGUUUGGCGGCUUUGUCUUUGACAUCAAGCGAAAGGCUCCUCACUACCUUUCCGACUACACGGAUGCCGUCAGUCUGCAGUGUCUGGCCUCUUUCCUCUUCCUCUACUGCGCCUGCAUGUCACCUGUCAUCACCUUCGGCGGGCUCCUGGGGGAGGCCACAGAGGGACGUGUGAGUGCUAUCGAGUCCCUGUUUGGAGCUUCCAUGACGGGAAUCGCCUACUCUCUUUUCGCUGGUCAGCCUCUCACCAUCCUGGGCAGCACGGGGCCUGUUCUUGUCUUCGAGAAGAUCCUCUUCAAGUUCUGCAAGGACUACGGCCUCUCCUACCUCUCCCUGAGGGCCUGUAUUGGCCUGUGGACGGCCUUCUUCUGUCUGCUGCUGGUGGCCACUGAUGCCAGCUCACUUGUCUGUUACAUCACACGCUUCACUGAAGAAGCUUUUGCGUCGCUGAUAUGCAUCAUCUUCAUCUACGAGGCCCUGGAGAAGCUAAUCCACCUGGGAGUGCAUUACCCCAUCAACAAAAACAACAACCUUCAGAAACUCACGCAAUACUCGUGCGCUUGUGUGGAGCCCAGGUACCCCAGCAACGAGACCCUGCGCUUCUGGGAGGAGAGGAACAUCACGGCCUCGCAGGUCAACUGGACCAUGCUGGAGGUCAAGGAGUGCGAGAUGUUGCACGGGGAGUUUGAAGGCACCGCCUGCGGCCCCCACGGCCCCUACAUCCCCGAUGUCCUCUUCUGGUGCGUGGUCCUCUUCUUCUCCACCGUCUUCAUGUCCGCCUUCCUCAAGGAGUUCAAGACAAGCCGCUACUUCCCCACCAAGGUGCGCUCCAUCAUCAGUGACUUCGCCGUCUUCAUCACCAUCCUCACUAUGGUGUUAGUAGAUUACGCCCUGGGGAUCCCCUCCCCUAAAUUACAGGUCCCCAGCAAUUUCAAACCAACCAGGGAUGAUCGUGGCUGGGUUAUAAACCCUGUGGGGCCCAACCCCUGGUGGACCACCAUCAUCACCUUCAUCCCAGCUCUCCUCUGCACCAUCCUCAUUUUUAUGGACCAGCAGAUCACAGCUGUCAUCAUCAACAGGAAGGAGCACAAAUUGAAGAAAGGCUGUGGCUACCACCUGGACCUGUUUGUGGUGGGGGUGAUGCUGGGAGUGUGCUCGGUGAUGGGCCUGCCGUGGUUCGUGGCAGCCACCGUGCUCUCCAUCUCCCACGUCAACAGCCUGAAGCUGGAGUCGGAGUGCUCCGCCCCCGGAGAGCAGCCCAAGUUCUUGGGCAUCCGAGAGCAGCGAUUCACCGGCCUCAUGAUCUUCACCCUGAUGGGCUGCUCGGUCUUCAUGACCUCUGUGCUGAAGUUUAUCCCCAUGCCUGUGCUGUACGGAGUCUUUCUGUACAUGGGGGCGUCCUCACUCAGAGGUAUUCAGUUCUUCGACCGACUCAGGCUGUUCGGCAUGCCGGCCAAACACCAGCCGGACUUCAUCUACCUUCGCCACGUCCCUCUGAGGAAGGUCCACCUCUUCACCAUCGUCCAGCUCAGCUGCUUGGCCCUGUUGUGGAUCAUCAAGACCUCCAAGGCUGCCAUCGUCUUCCCCAUGAUGGUCUUGGCCCUGGUGUUUAUUCGUAAGCUGCUGGACUUCAUGUUCACCAAGAGGGAGCUGAGCUGGCUGGAUGACUUGAUGCCGGAGUGGAAGAAGAAGAAGUUGGAGGAUGCUGCAGAAGAGGAGGAACACAGUAUUAUUGCAGAGGAGGAAGGCAUUGUUCAGGUGCCACUGGAGGGACACUACAAGAGUGACCCGGCCACAGUGAACAUCACUGACGAGAUGUCCAAAGGAUCUUUCGGGAAUGUGUGGAAGAGCGUCAGCCCAGCUGAGAGCAUUAAGAAGGAACCAAGCGCUAAAAGUUGCACCAGUGGUGGCGAAAAGCGACACAAGCGGCGGAGGCAUGAGAAGAGCUUGGACAGGGAGACAAGUUUGUGAUGACACAUACUGGCGGUGCCACUGUGCGGUCAAUCAGUAGAUCAAAAAACAAAAAAAAUCUAUACCGUGCCACACUCAACCACCUUUGUACUGUGCUACACUGUGUUUUUUUGUCAUGUAAGUCUGUGUGCAAGUUGUGUAAAACAAAGAAAAAUUUGUUAGAAACAGUAUUAACGCGAGGAAACCGAGUUCUUUUUCUAUGUAUAUCAAUGUUUGGUGAUACCAGCAACAGAGGGAAGCCAGAAUUAUAUGACACUUACAGUAACUGCUGUGUCGAUGGGCCAAUUACAUAAAAAAAUUUUAAACAAUUUUUAAAUCAACUUUAUUUGUAUUUUGUAUGUUUUUAUAUUUUUCCAACAACAACUGCGAGUUGUCCUUUUAAGAACCUGCCACAGCAAACUGCAAACGUGUGGAUUUUGUGUGCAGUAUUUAAUGUCACUAUUGACUCGAUGCACCUCACAUUAGAAAAACUAAAGAGUAGAUAUUUGCCAAUACUAAUCUAUUUCAGUGGUAUCUAAAAGAGUUGGCUCUAUACCGAAUCCAGUACCUUUUUUUGAAAGUAUUAAAUAUACAUUUUAUAUAUUCUGUAUAUCUAAAUGUUUUUGUGACAGUGACAGCUCAUAUCACUCCAGAGUCUUCUCCAUUUGUAUUUUACAUUUGAAUGUCUCUCCCCCCAUUUUCUCCAGCCGGUUAAAGGGAAGUUUUACAUUUUGGGAAGUGUGCGCAUUUUUCUUUUUCAAGAGUUAGCUUAGCUUAUUUUAGCUUAGCUUAGCACAAAGACUGACAAUGGUGAAACGGCAAGUCUGGCUCGGUCCAAAGGAAAUAAAAUUUGCUAAAAGCUCACUAAUUAACACUUUAUAUAUUUGUUUUAUUCGCACAACAACUUUUAAAGGACCUAUUUGUAAGUUUAGCUAUUGCUACAUAGCUAGCAUUAGCAGCAGUUUUCUUAGCAAUAUCUGAGAAACGUUCAUCAAGCAUCAAACUUAAUUCCUUUAAUCACCAAAAAAGCAACACCGAUGUUAACUCUUGUCUCUACCACUUCUUUUCUAAUAAUGAAGUUAGCACGCUAACCAGCUAGCCUCCGAUCUGCCGUAUUAUAGAGGGCGUUUUAUAACCUCUCGUCUUCUCAAAGCAACAAUCGCCGAAGCUCUUGCCAAGAAACCACGUUGGGAAAAUUCACAAAAAGCCCCUUUGAGUGUAAAAACACACAUGAUUUGUUGGCUUCUUGGCGUAGCUCCAUAUUCCCUGCACACAGACACAAGAGACGUAUAACUCUUAAAUAAGAAAGCAAAUAAGUGUAUUUCUGAAAAUGUCAAACUCUUUCUUUAAGGACAGUAUUAUUUGGGGAGCAGCUUAUUGGAACAUGACAUUGCAAGCUAGCAUGGCGGCAUAGUUUGGGAACUUUUUAGUAUCUCUAGCUACUUAGCCUUGGCUUUAAAAAAAACAAAAACAAAAAAAAAAAACUCAUCAAAUUUGCAAAUGCUGAACUUUCGAGUGACUGUACAGAAAGCCCCAUUGUUUGUUUCCACUAGAUACUCUGUCAUCCCCUCAGUAAGUGUCAUCCAUGGACAUGUGAUCUCCUCUCCAACUGACCCUCGGUGUGUUAGCAUCUGAAGCUAAUUGUUUUUAAGAUAAAAAUAUUAAAAAAUAAACACACACACAUACACACACACACACCUGCAGAAUGGACUUGACCAUCCCGCUGCAGGAACAUGAUUACUUCUAGAGAUGCAAUAAUACCUUUUUUCUGGGAAGGGCAACAUGUAAUAAAUGGUAAAGAGUCUUAACAAUGUAUAAUACAUAGUAUAUUUUAUUCAUGUAAAAUGUUACUAAUAUAUUACUAACAUGAAGUCAGUGUUGAAGGCAGGAUUUUGUUGUAGAUGUUCUUUUCCCAUUGUCUAUUUGAUGGUUCUUAGUUGAUUAGAGAAACUAAUAAUGGGUCAAAAUUAUAUCAAUAUCACAUGAUUUGACCACUUCUGUGUGGAAUUCUGCCUUAAAUUUGGUAGUGAUAGCUGUACACUUUCUGUUUAAUAAUUUAAGUCACCUGUAUAGGAAACUAUCAGUUCAGAUCUGUUGUUCAAUUGUGAUUUGUUUCAUGAGAAUGAGCGAGAGAGUGAGUGAGAGCAUAAAUAAAGAUAUUGAACAAACUCUGCCGGAAUGAUGUGAUGUUUUAUUGAUCCCCUCAGAGGUCAGAGGCCAGAGCCCACUACAGCUCCAUUAUUGUACUAUCCUGCAUUGCCCCAGAGUUCCUGUCCUCCCGGUGUCCACCUUUUGACCCAUGGGAGAUGGAGAGCAGAGAGCGGUCUGUAUCCUCGGGCAGGAGCUGCCUGGUUCUCUAACCCGUGAUGCUGCUCCAGAGAGGCCGCCAUCCAUGUAUGAAACGACUGUUGAAUAAUGAUUCCCGAUGGCACGAGAUGUGGGAAACUAGAACAUCCGAGACGACCGCUCAGAGAAGAUGCGUUUACAUUUUGAAUGAAUAAUUGCAGCGUCACCCUGACUUCUUCUUGGUGUGGGAUUUACCUGUGUUUUCUGUUGUUUACAGUGUGGAGCGACUUUCUACCUUUCUGGACUGGAUUCACACACACAUCCUUUAUAUGAGACACAGGCAGGAAGGCCAUUAGGGUUUGGUACUGUAGGAGGAGGAGGAAGAGGAGGAGGAGGAAGAAGAAGGGAUGGCCUACUCUCUUCUGAUUUGUCCAGACUUGAGCUUGGCAACAAAGUCUUUGAUUGCCUGGUCCUUGAGGUAGGAGCUCACGUCACUGGUGAAGGUCCCAUCGGCGUGUCGCUUUUCUGCAGCGCUGGAAACACACGGUGACACACAGCCACCGGACAAAGUCCUUCGCCUUCCUGUCCUCCAGGUAUUUGCUGUAGUCGUUUGAGAAAGUUCCCUCGGAGUGUCUCUUCAUGCUCGACAGCUCCCUCGGCUCCUCGGCUAGUGUGUCGUCGAAACUGCAGCACAGAGCGGCUAAAAGCAGCAGAACCUGUGAACCAGGCGAAGUAAAGAUGCGAUUCGUACCUGGAGCUGUCAUCAACCUCGUGCAGAGGAACCUGCCAGCUGCUCUGGACAAAGCCGAGGACCAGGAGGAUGCCAGCCAGGGAGUGGAUGCUUUUCAUGAUGACUCACCAUAGCCUCAAAGUCCACCUGCUCGUCCACCAGAGCUUCUGAGAUCUCAGCCGCCUGCUGGAAAUGCACAUUGUCUAAGAAAGAAGAAAAGAAAGGACACAACAACAUUGUGGAGCGGUGAGGUGCGAGAACCGGAGGAUAACGUGAACUCACCGCUGCAGCUCAUGCGGUAGAAGGAGGCGUCGUGGCUGAAGUGUAUACAGCUGUUGUUCCAGAUGAUUCCAACUUACACACUAUCUGCAGUGACUUUCACGAUGUUAAUGACUUCCCAGUCUCCAGUGCACCAUGAAGGAUCUGAGAGCCACCUCCACCCCUUCUCCACCUCAACCAUGGACGCCAGACCAUCUCCAAUCAAACCGUCUAAAGAGAGGUUUCCCUCAUGAAGACAUUCCCGUACUGGAGCUCAUCAUCAUCAUCACCACCAGUAUCUAGACUCCAGGGGAGGGUUCCUCUCCAUGGAGAUCCACUUCCUGCCAGAAACCAUGUGAUGGUUCAUGUUGAUAUCUGUCCCUCAGACAGGCUGCAAACAUGCAUUUCUGUAAUUUUACAGCUAACACCUGGCUGGAGUCCCGCCCCACUCAUGCCUUGAAAACGACGGCCCUCGAUUCAACUGUAGUUCACGCUUCUGCCCGGGAGUCGGAGGGGAGACUCUUACUCGAGAUGUUCACCACGGCGUCUCGAGGAGGUCUGAGAUCAGCAGCCGCAGACGGCAGUGACUUUCAGCGCCGGGAGCGGGUGGCGUCACACUACUGGACCAGCUGGGAGAGAGAAGAGGAGGAGGCGGAUCCAAUCAGGAGUCAACGAGGUGCAGCCGUGAGGAGGCUCGGCCGCUGCGACGCGAUUGGCCGUUGACAGGUGUGAGCGAUCAGCAGUGUGGUACUUGAGCAGUAUCGCACCGCUGAAGCGUCAGCCAGCGUCAGCCCGCGUGCAACCCGUGUGUGAAGACCUCCGUGUGUGAAGACCGACGUGGGUAAAGACCUGCGACUCUACCUGCGCGACUCAACCGAGCAGAGGAAACCGACAGAGGCCGGAAGUUCACCGAGAAGACUCGGCUAAACAGAACCGGAGGAACUCUAAGUGUGACCGGGUUGGAGGCACCGACGGUGCUGGAAGCAGAGCCUGACGCGCCACACCUGAGCCACGUGUGCUACAUGACGUCUUCCUCAUGGCUCCCGUGCACCUCACAGACCUGAUGGCGGUUGUUGCUGCUGUUGUAGUAUUUCAGACUAUUAAAGUUAAAACUGUUUAAUGAUUUAUGCUAGUGGAUAUUUAGGUGCUAAGGGCGAGGGGGUCGUUUAAACUAUUUACAACCACUGAUACAGAUCACCCUAUGGGCAUGGUAAUUUAUAUAUUAACUGUCUUCUGUCUUUUUCUGUCCUUUUUGCAUGCUGAGCUUCAGGUGACAUUUAAGGUCAGAGUCAGACAGGAAGGAGGAAGCCAGCAGAGCCAAUCGGAAGACGACAAAACGCCCGUGCACAUUUCUUUGUUUGUACUUGUAUAAAUACACUGGAUCAGACUGUGGACUGACCAACACUUGUUAUUGGUUAGGAAAAGGCACAUCUGAUCCAGGAUUCUGUAAUUGUUCAUUGCUUGCUGAAAAGAUUCACUAAACAAUUUGAACUCAA
Messenger RNA from Seriola aureovittata, 8670 nucleotides. RefSeq names its product sodium-driven chloride bicarbonate exchanger-like. Bases 610 to 3921 code for a protein of 1103 amino acids. NCBI's taxonomy places the organism in Eukaryota, Metazoa, Chordata, Actinopteri, Carangiformes, Carangidae. The transcript has 36 exons. Gene Ontology annotation, cellular component: basolateral plasma membrane; plasma membrane. Gene Ontology annotation, biological process: regulation of intracellular pH; bicarbonate transport; transmembrane transport. The record is from RefSeq and is a predicted model, not a curated record. Gene Ontology annotation, molecular function: sodium:bicarbonate symporter activity; monoatomic anion transmembrane transporter activity; solute:inorganic anion antiporter activity.